This is a messenger RNA of Mauremys reevesii (Reeves's turtle), 6082 nucleotides long. It is a transcript of the gene MTMR11, whose product is annotated as myotubularin related protein 11. Bases 351 to 2459 code for a protein of 702 amino acids. Lineage: Eukaryota; Metazoa; Chordata; Testudines; Geoemydidae. The record is from RefSeq and is a predicted model, not a curated record. The transcript is spliced from 17 exons.
GUUUCCCCGGGCGAGGGCGGGGGGGACCCGCCGCUGAGCGGAGCCGCCCCCCGGGAAGGAACCAGCCUCCCCGCCAGCACCUUAGAAGGGCCCACGGGCCCCGCCCCCGCUGCAUCCUCCCACCUGGGGCUGCCUCUUGCCGCGGCUGGGAGGCGAGUUUCUCCCGGGCCGGCUCGCCACGCAGGGCCCCCGCGGCCAGCGCGCACCGGGCACCUCCCCGGCCAUGGACUGAGCGCGCUGCCGUCUCCGCCGGGGGCUGGGACUGGCCCCUUCCCUGCUGGGGGGUUCACCCCCCCCCCCGUCUCCCUCCCCGCUGGGUUUGGUUUUAUGGGGCAGCAAGAGACUCGACCAUGUUAUCGGGCUCCAAAAACUCCUUUAAAAUCCAGCAGCACAAGCCGGGCCCUGCGCUGAGAGGUCCAAAGUCCUCUGACAUGAACAGCAGGCGAAACAGGAACUGCCAGGCUUUCCCGUGUAUCCCAGGGGAACACGUCCUGGAAGCGGCAGCUCACGUGAGGAAGAUCGUCCGCUCCAGGGAUGGCGAAGGAUCCAUCCUGGGCACACUGUACUGCACCAACCUGAGAGUCGCCUUCGUGCCAGAGCCGGCCCCGGGUGACACGGUGGGGGCCCCUCGCUGUUCCACUUGCCUGCACAGUGAGCACGACGUGGCCCUGCCCUGCAUCGGGAGGCUGGUGGCAGUGAACAGCGUCACCAAGGCCAAGGUGCUGACGGCCAGCUCUACCCUCAAGUUCAUCCCGGAGGAGCUGGUCCUCUACUGCCGGGACUUCCGGGUGCUGCGUUUCCGCUUCCGCGACAGCGGCUUGGAGCCCCGGGCCUGUCAGGUGACACUGGCCAUCGUGCAGGCUCAGGAGAGCAGCAGCGCCAGCGCUGGGACGUGGUACGACACUGGUGCUAUAAGGAACCUGGAGAACGCCUGGCUGAGCACGGAGGAGUCGUCGUCGUCCCCCCCGACGCUGCUCUUCGAGAGGCCCUGUGACUGGGAGAAGGAGCUGAGGCGGCUCGGGGCUGCUGGCUGGAGGGUCAGCCCCGUCAACGAGCGCUUCGACAUGGCCACCAGCCUCCCCAAGUACCUCUGGGUCCCCAGCAGGCUCCUGGACAACGAGCUCAAGAGGGCCUUCGGCCACUUCAACGCGAGGCGCAUCCCGAGGCUGUGCUGGCAUCACCCGGGAGGCAGCGACCUGCUGAGAGCCGCCGGCUUUCACGCCGAUUCAGACCCCGAGAAGGAAGACGUGAGGUCUGUGGAAGCGCUGAUGCUCGCCGGCCACGCCCAGUGUGUGAUAGUGGAGACAGCCGCCGACCUGCCCAGCCCUGCAGAGAUCCAGCUCUCUUACCUCAAACUUCGGGCCCUCUGCCUUCCUGACUCCUCUGUGGCCGAUGAGAAGUGGCUCUCUGCCCUGGAGGGGACGCGCUGGCUGGAGCACGUCAGGGCUUGUGUGAGGAAAGCGUGUGAGGUGGCCGCCCUGCUGGCAGAGAGGUCCCGCUCCAUCAUGCUGCAAGAGUCAGACGACCGGGAUCUGAACUGCCUGCUGGCCUCCCUCGUCCAGGUCCUGUCGGAUCCCCACGCCCGUACCCAGUCUGGGUUCCAGAGCCUGCUGCAGAAGGAGUGGGUGGUGGCAGGGCACCCUUUCCUCCAGCGCCUCAACCUCCUCCGGGACAACGACCGCGAGGAGUCUCCGGUGUUUCUGCUUUUCCUGGACUGCGUGUGGCAGCUGCUCCAGCAGUUCCCAGCAUCCUUUGAGUUCACAGAGACAUACCUGGUGGCCCUCCAUGACAGCAGCUACAUACCCUUCUUCAGCACCUUCCUGUUUAACUGCCAGUGGGAGAGAGAUCGCAGGAAUCAGCACCGUGCCUCCAACCAGAUCUACGCGCCCGUCAACGGCUGGCGGGAACCCCCUCCCCUGGAGAUCCUGCAGAAGGGUGGCCGCCUGGCGAAGGAGAGAGGGGGCCCCUACUUGCCCACCAUCUGGGACUGGGCGCUGCGCUACACCACCCAGCAGAGGGCGCAGUUCAGAAAUCCCGCCUAUGCCAGGGGCAGCGGCAGCACCACUGUUCCAAAUGGCAAAUCUGCCCCACUAGGGGGCGACAAGCUGGAAGCUGCCUUGUCUGGGAACGGCGCCGUGUACCUGUUUGCCAAGGGGGCCCUCUCGCCGCAGACCCACCUCUUCCCCUGGAAGAACGGCUCGCUUUCCAAAAAGGGCUGGCGGCGGGCUCAGUCCUCAGAGAGCCUCAGCGAACAGGACCGGUCCUUGAGAAGCAGUCCCAGUGGCUGCCCCCUGCAGCCUGAGGGGCUGCUACUUCCUGCCUCUGUGGGCCCCCUGAUCCGGCUCUGGAGAAGGUGUUACCUGCGGGGGAGCCAGGAAGUUCAGCGUGGCCUCUUUGCCUCCACGCUCGCUGAACUCGCGGAGGAGCUGGACCUGCUUCGAGAGCGGCUGGGCAACUGACAGGCGAGGGGACCUGCUAGGGUGCCUCAUCAUGGCAGCAUGCGGAGCCCUUCUCACCAGCCCCCUGAAGGCGAAACGCUGCGAAGACUGGACGGCCUUGCGUCCCUGCUGCCAUGCUGGAGAUGGGAGAGCGCCCUGGGCAGAACCGGAUCUGUCCUCUGGGCCAGUGGACCAAGCGGGGGGACCUCAACGGACUCUGGGCCCUGCUGUUCCUCCUGCCGCGGGGAGCUGCCCGUCCUGUGGCUGCAAGAAAGGGAACCGGGCAACCCCGUCCAUCCAAAGGGCUCGCUCCCACUCACGCAGCUCAGAGUGGUGGGUGCCCAGAUAACCCUGGCUCCUCCCAAGUGCUACCUCCUCAAAAUCGGGCCCGAUCCCAGAGCCCCCGCCCGGCCCUGAGUCUGGUUAAGCCCCCCGCCCCCCCCCCCCCCCCCCAUGCUGGGUGUUUGGCCGGGGUUCGCAUGGUGGGGUCUGGAUGGGAACCGAACUCCAGUGUUCUCUAGCGCCGCUCGGCACAACCUACAGCGUAGGGGUCUGUUACUGCAGGGGUCGGGGCAGGCACUCCAGGGUACUGGGUCCAACCGCUUUUGCUGCAGCUCCAUCUGAGUUGUGUCUCUCUCCGUUCUCUGAUCUUCCAUGCACCUUCACCCUCCUCGCUCCCCCAGGGUGACUUACUCAGCUGAUGAGGCUGGCUCAUUCGCGUACCUCCCCCAGAGGGGUGGCAUGUGGGUGGAAGGGCAGGCGAGGGUUAACCUGCCGCUGCCCAUGCCAUACCCGUCCACUCUCCAGCACUGUCAGUCUGGCACCCGUCCCUGAGCGGCAACUCUGCAAAGCUCGUAACCCCCUGCCUGGAUUCCCUAAGUGACCCUUUCAAUUGAGGCUUUUGAAGCGGGAGGGGAGGGGAAAAUAAUUGAAUCUUUCAGAAGGAUGGUGGGAAAAGGGGAGCAAGAGAACCCCAUCCUCAGUAGAUUACGGGGAGCCCUCACGAGCUCUCAUCUCCGGGCAGGGCUACGCUACAGACUUGCAUCGGCAGCAGCGCUGUAGCGCUGCUGGUGAAGACGUUCUAAGCCUACAGAGAGCUCUCCCGUCAGCCGCAGGGCGGGUUCAGGUCGGUAUAACGACGUUGCUCAGGGAUGUGAAAAAUCCACCCCCCUGAGCGACGUAAUUAGAGCAGUGUGUGUAAUGUAGACCUGGCCUCUGAUCCGAAAGCUGCCGUGCGGCGCCAGAGCCGGAUGCACUUGGCGCUGUCCUGCCAGCAAUGUGCUGGGGCGGGUCUUUGAGGCAGUGGGCAUGUCCCGGCACUAGGUACUUACUGUGCUACCUCCAGAACUUGCUUUCUAAGCCUUGGAGUUCAGGUCUCGACCGGAGAGUCCCCGGAGGGCGGGAUUGUCGGGAUCUGGAGCUUAGGAACUCUGUUGGCUGAACAAUAUACCCAGCUGUGCCUCUGCCAAUCAUCUGGGCAGCAUGUAAGUUGCAGUUGCAUUGGCAGGCGGCUGGUAAUGGCAAUCUUGGUAAUGUGUGGUCCCGGGAGCCUCUGUCCUCCGUUACUACCUUCGAACAAUGGCAAUUCUGCUCUCAGUAGAUUGGACCAAGCCGCUCAGUGGUUUCUCCUACAGCGUGUUUCCAGCACAAGCUUAGGGGGGUACUGGUGCAGGGGUGGGAGCCUCUCCUAUCUGCCAUCACGGCAGACCUAGGUCAGGUUACCACCUGAUGUCUCUAAGGAAGGGAUUGGUGGGUCGCAGCCAGGUCCCCAUUAAACAAGCAUCUGUGUCCCCCAAGCUCCGUCGUCUUUCCUGCUCUGUGGCUCCCAUCUUGAUACAUGCAAUGGAGUGGGAAUGGGCCUUGUUCUCACCUUUCCCAGUGUUCCUUAUACAUGGAGCCUUAGCCCUGGGUUAUGGGGCUGGGGUUAGGGGGAGGGCAGUUUGCCUGGGCUGUACCCAGCCUAGAGGCCUUCAGUUUCCAGGGCUAUCCCCCUGGCAUCUCUCUCGAGCUUGGUGGGGAGAAAAAGCUGAAGGCCACCCGGCCCAGUCAUGGGCUGCUUGUCGCCUUAAGUCAGAGUUGUCAUUGCUUUUGUGCUUUAAAUCUGAAUUGAAAAGUGGAUGCUGUAGAUCGUGGGCCCUGCAUUUCAGGGAACUGGGCUUGCCGUCUGAGCUCCAGCUUUUCAGAGGCCUGACUCACAACCCGGUCACCCACCACUCCUUCCACUUCAUAGCCAGCCUUCUUGGGCUGAGACUUUCAUCUCCGAGUGGGAUCUGGAACCCAAUCUCCCUCCUCACCCUGCCGAAUUCACAUCCAAUUAGUUAACGUCACCAGCCAUGCUUGGGCAUUAAAAUCAACAGGAGUCUUUCUGUUGGCCCCAAUGGGCAUUGGAUUCAGGCCCUUGUGAGGGGGAUGGAGGAAACCCUUUGAUGGGAGACUUGCUGCAUCUUUCAGGUACCUACAGAUGCAUGACUGCUGUACCCAGAUGGCAUCAUGCUGCUUUGUCAGUGUUUAUGGACACUGGGGUUUGCACAGUUCCUGUAUGCUACUACUUUUCCGCCCUGAGAUUUGAGUGCCUACUUUGUAUAUCUGUCUAACAACAAUGAGGAAUAACAAAGAUUAUUUUUAUUGGCAUUUGUAAUAUAAUCUCUCGGGGCGAUAUUAGAGAUGUUUGUUUUUUGUUGAAAAAUUUAUAUUUUAUAUUAAAAAAAAAAGCUCUGGUUCUAACAUUAGUAACUCACAGGAAAUGGGUUAUUGUAUAAGCUAAAGUGUUAGACAAAACUGGACGAUACACUUUUAUAUAUGUGUGUGUUUUUCUCACACCCACACACAGAGGGAUUGGAAGCCGCCAAAUUCCAGGGUGGAUUAGAACAGUUGUAGAGGUAGGGCUACCCUGUAAUCCAAAUAUUGCAGCACGGGUAGACAUGCCGGCAUGGCUAAGAAUAGCAGUGUAGAUGUAGUGGCACGUGUCAGUGUGGACUGUACGGGGACCCUGGGUAUGUGGGCUAGCAAUGCAUCUACUUGGCAAUUUUGAGCCAUGCUUGUGCAGAUAAAGCUAGUGCAGGUAUGUCUUCCCAUGCACUAAUCACACCUAGGAUUGCAGGAUAGACCUACCCAUGCUGCAUGUGUUACAGCAGAGGGUCUAAUCCAGCUGUGAUCUUAGCUUACGAAAUUGGUACUGUUCUCUGCGAAACUGUGGAAUCGUUGGGGUAAGAGUCCUAGAACUUUAGGACUUUCAGGCCCUGGGAAAGAACCAGGACUGCCAUCUGAUGGAGUAUGAACAAAGUACUUCCUCCAGAACAGCCUCAUUUCUUUUUACGUGCAAGGUUUCAAGAGCGGGAGGCUCUGGACUUUCCUUGGAAGAGUCCUUUUCCUGCUGGUUACUCCUUUAUAAUAACUUGGGUUUUUUUUGUUUUUUGUUUUUUUUUGUUGUUGUGUGUUUAAAUCUUAGUGCUAAUAGCACAUAUACAUAGAAGUAUUUUGGAGACCAGAACGUUAGGGUAACUUGGUGCAGAUCACACAUUCCCGGUGGCAUGAGGCAUGAGUUAAGUGGAAAUCCAAACAAGGGCAUUUUUUUUCUAUUCUGUAUAUUUUUGUAGUGACAUUUCUAUUUAAGAGCUCAUUAAAGUGCAGUAUUUUUAAAUGCA